This is a messenger RNA of Cricetulus griseus (Chinese hamster), 1159 nucleotides long. The record is from RefSeq and is a predicted model, not a curated record. Lineage: Eukaryota; Metazoa; Chordata; Mammalia; Rodentia; Cricetidae.
GGGAAAGAAAGAAGGGGGAAGAAAUAUUGGGGACAGUGGCACAAAGCAGGUGAGGAUACCUGGCAUUCUUGCAUCUUUCAGAUCAGCUGUCUCACCAAUGCAGAACAGCUUCACAGCAACCAGGCUUCCUGUGUGAGGACCACACCACUUGCUUGCUGCCCUCUCUGCUUUGUGAUGGCAAGAUGGACUGUGGAGAUGGUGGAGAUGAAUCUGCCACCUACUGUGGUCAAAUGCCCAACAGUCUCCCACCAAACUUGAUUUUCAAGUGUCCCAACCAGAAGACAUGGAUAUAUGUGGACAGGGUGUGUGACACAAAGAAUGACUGCGGUGACUGCUCAGAUGAGUCAGUUUCACAGAGCCCAGCGUGCUCAGGCUGGAGAUGUGAUACUGUUUUCUUCGCUGACUGUGCCUGCAUUCCCAGAAGUCGCUGCAGAAACGGCAUCCAAGACUGUACUGACUGGAGUGAUGAAAACCUGUGUGAUUAGGUUUAUAAUCGAGGUUUCAGAAAAGCUGAAAAAUGCUUCUUGCCCUAAGACUUCUCUCAAAGUAUCGGCGUGUCUGUCUUCCAUAUUUACCUUCUUGGAAUGUAGGGAAGGAAGAACCUGUGCCUCGUUAACCAAGAAAACUGGCAGAAAUCAGAUGCAACUUUAGGUCCCUGUUCUAAAUUUGUUUGCAAAUAACCACAGGGUUAUGUGGGAAGCACACACAUGUACUCUUGUUUUAACCAGUAUGAAAACAGUUACCCUAAGAACUUUUAGAUGGAGAUGCCUAGUUCACUAGUGUUUAAUAGCCCUGGUCCCAGAUCUAGCAGAAAAUUAAAUUUUUAAAUGUUUUUAAAUUAGUACAUAAAGUAUUAGAAGUCAUUAUGGCAUUUUUCAAAGUGUGUUUUAAGUAGAUAGCCUCCAUGCUCUUUUUAACUUCCCCUGUAGUCUCCUUCCCAUGUGUCCUUUUUGUCUCCAUCUCCUCCUUCCUCAACAUCUCUUUACCCUCUCUUGGUCUCUUCUAGCUUUUGAAGGCUUUAUGUUAAUAUUGUGUUCAGGUAUAUAUUACAAGCUAGGAUCUGCAUAUUAGAGAAUGUAGUUUUUAUCUGAGUUUGGGACCCAUUUUCCUGGAAUUUUUAUCUUUCUUCACAGUGGAAUAAAAUUCCAUUGAACAUCUA